AUGAAUCUAGCAACAUCGACAUCCAUGUUGGUUUUAAUUUUCUCCAUGAUUAUUGCUGCAGGUGCUGAAGCGGUGGAUAAUUUAUCAUUGGUAGAAGAGCAAGAAGAAGAGCUAGUUCCGGCUAUGGGAACAACGGUGGAGUUUAGAGAUAUCGGUGAUGCCUUUGGGGAUGCUAACAGUUAUUGUCAAACAUGCUCAUGCUGUAAGGCAUCCAAUCCCAACGCCUGCAGCAAUGUGCCGUGCUGUUAUGCUCUCAAAUGCAACCUUCCUGGCAAGCCUCCUGGCACUUGUGCCUUUACGCCUGUGGCUUGCAAUUGUAACAAUUGCAGCUAA
Molecule: messenger RNA, 333 nt
Organism: Ipomoea triloba (trilobed morning glory)
Lineage: Eukaryota; Viridiplantae; Streptophyta; Magnoliopsida; Solanales; Convolvulaceae
Exons: 2
Coding region: 1-333 (110 amino acids)
Source: RefSeq, a predicted model, not a curated record